AUGCCAGGGUCCAGCUUUUCCUUCCUCUGUGAUGGGAACCUUGAGAAAGAUUCCCUCCUCCAGCUGGCCGCACAACAAUGUCAGGUUCCGAUAGAACAAAUUGAGGAUAUCUAUCCCUGCACCGCCGCGCAAGAAGGCCUCUUUGCUCUUUCUGUUAAAAGUUUGAAUGCUUAUAUUGCCCGCUAUAUCUAUACCUUACCCCGCGAUACCAACAUCACCCGAUUCCGAGAUGCCAUUGUAGCCACCCUUGACGCGCAUACCAUCUUGCGCACAAGGCUAAUCCAAGCGAGUGAGCAUGGCACACUGCAAGUGGUGGUUCGGCAAGGUGUCGAGAUUUCUUCUUCAGAUAAUUGGAACACCUACUUGGCUAGUGACAGUCAACAGCAAAUGCCACCGGGUGCGCCAUUGAUUCGUGUUGGCAUCAUCGAGGGUCAGGAACAGACUGCUCUAGUGAUCACCAUACAUCACGCCCUGUAUGACGACUGGUCUCUCAAUGUCGUGCUUAAAGACAUUGAAAGAGCAUAUGAUGGCACCCCACUGGCACCGCGGGUAUUUGCUGAUUUCACAGCACAUUCCCUCUCCGCACAGUCUGAAGACUCUGCCCACUACUGGCGAUCCCAACUGGGGGGGGCCUCUGCAUCACGGUUCCCUCGUCUUCCCUCUGAUUCAUAUAUCGCGGCUGCCAGAGGCUCGAUGAUUACACAGGUACCCUUUGCUCAUAUCAUGACCGAGGCAGAACAGUCUGCUGUGAUUGAAUUGGGCUGGGCGCUGCUGGUGGCGCAGUCUACCGGCUCACUGGACGUCACUUUCGGCGUCACCCUUACAGGGCGACGGGAGCCGCUCCCCGGUAUUGGGGACAUGUCGGGUCCAACUAUCGCUACUGUCCCAUUUCGCGUGCACCUGUCUCCGACUACCCGUGUCACUGAUGCUCUGGAAUCCCUUCUAUCGAAGGCGGACGAGAUGCUUCCAUUUGAGCAGCGAGGACUGUACCACAUUGGCCAUCUAGGGAGUGACACCGCCGCCGCUUGCCAGUUCCAAACUCUGGUAGUGAUCCAAUCCCCUCCCCAAUACCAGUACAAGUAUCUACGUGAAACAACCCAGGACCACGACUUGCUCAAUCAUGCAACCUUUGGCACAUACCCACUGACGCUCGUCUGUGAUUUGGCACAUGAUAGUGUCCGUGUGCAGGCCGUCUACGAUGAUCAGGUUAUUCCCGUGGAGCAAAUGCAGCGAAUCUUAGACCAGUUCCGUACAAUUCUGGUACAAAUCGCUGGAGUCCAGCAUGAUGAUGCCUCUAUGGUUUUAAGUCGGAUUGAAAGUGUCAGCGCGAGAGACUUGCAAGAACUUAAGCAUUGGAACGGCCAAGUGCCUCCCAAGGUUGAUAUCUGCAUGCAUGACCUAAUUCUUGAACAGUGUCGCAGCCAGCCAGGCUCUCCCGCUGUCUGUGCCUGGGAUGGCGGCUUCACCUAUGGGGAGAUUGAUGACUUGUCCUUGAAACUUGCAACGCAUUUGUCGCGUUCGCACGGGGUAGGCCCGGAGGUCUUUGUGCCUGUAUACUUUGAAAAAUCCAAAUGGACCACUGUUGCGAUAUUGGCUGUUAUGAGGGCCGGAGCGGCAUUCGUUCUGUUAGAUCCUUCCACUCCGUUAUCGCGCAAUGAGACCGUCUGUCGUAAAGUUAAUGCUCUCUGUGUCUUGUCAUCCAUCUCUCUGGCCGCCUCGGCAGGAGCCCUAGCGGACACGAUCAUCCCCAUAGGCGCGGAGGCUAAGGUGUUCCAACCCACCCCCAACAACAACAACAACAACAGUGCUACGGAAGAGAGCGAGUUAUCGUCAUUUUCAUCCUCAUCCAAUGCCCUCUAUGCGGUAUUUACCUCCGGGUCUACGGGAGCUCCAAAGGGCGUGAUAAUCGAGAACGCCGCAUUUGCCACCAGCACCAAAUCAUACAUCCAGACCGGCCAAAUGACCCAAGAAACCCGUGCCUUACAGUUUGCAUCAUACGCGUUUGAUGUCAGCAUAUCAGACACCCUGGUAACCCUGACAGCUGGAGGCUGCAUCUGCGUACCCUCCGAGGAGGAACGCAAGGCCGAGCUGGCUCAGGUCGUGGCCAAGUACGGGAUCAACUGGGCCGAUUUCACCCCGUCUUUGCUUCGCCAGCUCUCCCCGGAUCAGAUGCCAUCGCUUCGGGUGAUUGUCUUAGGAGGAGAACCGAUGUCUCAAGCGGAGAUAGAGAUCUGGAGUCCGCAUGUCAGGCUCCUGAACAUUUAUGGCCCCGCCGAAUGCUGUGUGCUGUCCACCAUUCAGGCCAACAUCACUCGGGCGACUGAUCCGCGGGAUAUUGGCUACGGCACUGGCUGUGUCUGUUGGGUCACCAAUCCUAUAGAUCCAAACACAUUAAUGCCUAUCGGAGCGGUUGGGGAGUUGCUUAUUGAAGGCCCAACUGUCGGCCGUGGAUACCUCGGUGAUGAAGAGAAAACAUGUGCUGCCUUCAUCGCUAGUCCGUCUUGGAUGGAGCUAUUCCGGCCAGCUGAUACGGCCUCUCGCCUCUACCGGACCGGCGAUCUCGUGCAGUACACCAACGAAGGUUCCCUGCGUUACGUUGGCCGCAGAGACAUGCAGGUCAAGCUACGGGGUCAACGAAUUGAACUCGAAGAAGUCGAAUACCAUAUCCUCGCCUGCUACCCAGACGCCGAUGAAGUUGUCGUGGAUGUCGUCUCUCUUGAGGGUCGUCAGGAACAGCUCGUAGCAUUUGUCUCGGUCAAAGGUGCCCCAGUCACCGACACUUUGGCUGAGCAAUUCCUCCGUGCCACCGCAGAAUUCCAUCACUCCGUAGCCACGGUGGAAGCUCUCCUACGCCAGAGAGUCCCAACCUACAUGGUUCCAUCUGUGUUCUUUCCGGUCUCUCACAUGCUGCGAACCGUCUCCGACAAAACAGACCGCCGACGCCUGCGACAGGCUGUUCAGAAUCUAACGCGUGAGCAGAUCGAGAGCUACCGUCGCCAACCGCGCCAGGCCACCAAACGGCCCCCCGUUUCGGAGUCUGCGCGUAAAAUGCAGGCCAUAUGGGCCCAGGUAUUGCAAGUUCCGAAGGAUGGAAUUGGUCUCGACGAUGGGUUCUUCCAGUUGGGUGGAGACUCGAUCACUGCCAUGAAAGUUGCUGCAAUCGCCAAGUCCCAGGGGUUGGCUCUAUCUAUCCCGGACCUCUUUCGG
This is a messenger RNA of Aspergillus ochraceoroseus IBT 24754, 3207 nucleotides long. RefSeq lists its product as uncharacterized. The record is from RefSeq and is a predicted model, not a curated record. The annotation marks the transcript as partial. Lineage: Eukaryota; Fungi; Ascomycota; Eurotiomycetes; Eurotiales; Aspergillaceae. Gene Ontology annotation, cellular component: cytoplasm. Gene Ontology annotation, biological process: amino acid activation for nonribosomal peptide biosynthetic process; secondary metabolite biosynthetic process. Gene Ontology annotation, molecular function: catalytic activity; phosphopantetheine binding. The transcript has a single exon.